AAAUACACGUGUAAACCCUGGCGUUUACAGAAGAUGAAAGACAUCGACAUAGGAAAAGAGUAUAUUAUACCCAGUCCAGGGUAUAGAAGUGUGAGGGAGAGAGCCAACUCAGUGCAGCAUGAAGAGCAGGAAGGGUCAAAAUUUCAGCAUGCUAAACACAAGAUUGAAUGCCAGGAUGCCUUGGAAGCGGCUGCUCGGGCGGAGGGUCUGCCGCUGGACACCUCCGUGCAUUCCCAGCUGCGAAUGCUGGACGAAGAGCAUCACAAGGGCAAGUACCACCACGGCCUGAAUGCACUGAAACCCAUCCGGACCACUUCCAAACACCAGCACCCUGUUGAUAAUGCUGGGCUUUUCUCCUGCAUGACCUUUUCCUGGCUCACUCCUUUGGCCCACAGAGCGUACAAGAAAGGGGAAUUGUUUAUGGAUGAUGUAUGGUCUUUAUCAAGGCAUGAGUCUUCAGAUGUUAAUUGUAGAAGACUGGAGAGAUUGUGGCAGGAAGAACUGAAAGAAAGUGGACCCGAUGACGCUUCUCUCCGGAGGGUUGUGUGGAUUUUCUGCCGCACCAGGCUCAUCAUUUCCAUAGUGUGUCUGAUGAUCACGCAGCUCGCGGGUUUUAGUGGACCAGCAUUUGUUCUGAAACAUCUUUUGGAGUAUACCCAGCAGAGCGAGUCCAACCUGCAGUACAGCUUGUUUUUAGUUUUUGGCAUCUUUAUGACGGAAGUAGUGCGAUCUUGGUCCCUUGCACUGACCUGGGCUUUGAAUUACCGCACGGGGGUUAGACUGCGUGGAGCUAUCUUGACAAUGGCAUUUAAGAAAAUUCUUAAGCUGAAGAACAUCAAGGAGAAGUCUCUUGGAGAGCUCAUAAAUGUGUGUUCCAACGAUGGUCAAAGGAUGUUUGAAGCUGCAGCAGUUGGCAGUUUGUUGGCUGGGGGCCCUAUUGUGGCCAUCUUAGGAAUGGUUUAUAACGUCAUUAUUCUGGGUCCAACGGGCUUCUUGGGCUCCGCUGUCUUCAUUCUUUUCUACCCUGCAAUGAUGUUUGUGUCGCGCCUCACAGCUUAUUUCAGAAGAAAAUGUGUGUCAACAACAGAUGAGCGUGUGCAAAAGAUGAACGAAGUUCUCAAUUACAUUAAGUUCAUUAAAAUGUAUGCCUGGGUCAAACCGUUUUCUCAGAACGUUCAAAAAAUUCGUGAGGAAGAACGUAAAAUCUUGGAGCGUGCGGGCUACUUCCAGAGCAUCACUGUGGGUGUGGCUCCCAUAGUUGUAGUCAUUGCCAGUGUGGUCACCUUUUCUGUCCAUAUGAUCCUUGGCUACGAUCUUACAGCAGCUCAGGCAUUCACAGUGGUCACUGUCUUUAAUUCAAUGACUUUUGCUCUAAAAGUAACACCAUUCUCAGUGAAGUCUCUCUCCGAGGCAUCUGUUUCUAUGGACAGAUUUAAG
Apaloderma vittatum (bar-tailed trogon) is the source of this 1437-nucleotide messenger RNA. RefSeq names its product multidrug resistance-associated protein 5-like. The record is from RefSeq and is a predicted model, not a curated record. Gene Ontology annotation, biological process: transmembrane transport. Lineage: Eukaryota; Metazoa; Chordata; Aves; Trogoniformes; Trogonidae. The transcript is spliced from 9 exons. The annotation marks the transcript as partial. Gene Ontology annotation, molecular function: ABC-type transporter activity; ATP binding. Gene Ontology annotation, cellular component: membrane.